GCGGCAGCGAUAUACCAAUCUCCAGUUUCCCGCCAUUUCCCCUUCUAUUUCCCGCCAAAUUCUUUCUAACAUUCUUCCCUCCUCCCUCCUUCACCAUAUUUUCUUCUUCCACAUCUCUGUGUCUCUCCCUCUCUCUCUCACUCUACCGAUCUCUCCACACUCGACGAAAUCAUGUCGAAGGGUUUUGAUUUACAAACAGACAAAGACCUAGCGAAGGAUUUUCUAACAAACUUUGCUGAUAUCAAUGGAGAAGCCAAAUACAUGAGCAUUCUUCAAGAGGUAGCUAACAGGAAGAUACGAGCAGUACAGAUUGAACUUGAGGAUCUCCUCGAUUACAAGGAUUUGGAUGAGGAGUUUUUUGGAAGGGUUACUGAGAAUACUCGACGAUAUCUUGGUGUUUUCGCUGAUGCCAUUGAUGAGCUUAUUCCAGAAGCUACAGAAGCAUUUACAGAGGAUGAUAAUGAUAUCUUGAUGACUCAAAGAGCUGCUGAUGGAAAUGAAAAUGCUGAUUCUGCUGAUCCUCAUCAAAGGAUGCCAAAGGAGAUUAAACGUUCCUUUGAAGUUUAUAUAAAAGCAUCUUGUAAGGGUCAGGCAAGGCCAUUUACUAUAAGAGAGGUUAAAGCUUCAAAUAUCGGCCAGCUUGUAAGGAUUUCUGGCAUUGUAACUCGAUGUUCGGAUGUUAAGCCUUUGAUGCAGGUAGCUGUUUAUACAUGUGAAGAAUGUGGUUUUGAAAUCUACCAGGAAGUAACUGCUCGAAUAUUCAUGCCCCUAUUUGAGUGCCCAUCUGAGCGUUGUAAAAUAAACAAUGCAAAAGGGAACCUCAUCCUUCAGCUCAGAGCUUCAAAAUUCUUAAGGUUUCAAGAGGCAAAAAUUCAAGAAUUAUCUGAGCAUGUCCCAAAGGGUCAUAUACCAAGGACAAUGACGGUUCAUUUUAGAGGGGAGCUUACAAGGAAGGUGGCUCCAGGAGAUGUCAUUGAGUUAUCAGGGAUUUUCCUCCCCAUUCCUUAUACAGGCUUUAGAGCAAUGCGAGCGGGUUUGGUUGCAGAUACGUACUUGGAGGCUAUGUCUGUUUCACAUUACAAAAAAAAAUAUGAAGAGUAUAAAUUAGAAGGAGAUGAGGAGGAGCAAAUUGCAAACUUAGCUGAGGACGGCGACAUCUAUAACAAGUUAGCUAGGUCGCUAGCUCCUGAGAUUUUUGGCCACGAGGAUGUAAAGAAGGCUCUUCUUCUUCUCCUUGUUGGUGCUCCUCACAGGCAAUUGAAGGACGGAAUGAAGAUAAGAGGUGACCUACAUAUUUGUUUAAUGGGAGAUCCUGGUGUUGCAAAAAGUCAACUUCUGAAGCAUAUAAUAAGUGUAGCACCCAGAGGAGUGUACACAACAGGUAAAGGAAGCAGUGGUGUUGGUCUAACUGCUGCUGUUAUGAAAGAUCCUGUCACAAAUGAGAUGGUUCUUGAAGGAGGAGCCCUGGUCCUCGCUGAUAUGGGUAUAUGUGCUAUUGAUGAGUUUGACAAAAUGGAUGACUCAGACAGGACUGCGAUUCAUGAAGUAAUGGAACAGCAGACUGUGAGCAUUGCAAAGGCUGGUAUCACUACUUCUCUCAAUGCAAGAACUGCAGUUCUUGCUGCGGCAAAUCCUGCCUGGGGAAGAUAUGAUCUACGAAGAACGCCAGCAGAGAAUAUCAAUCUUCCUCCUGCCUUGCUAUCUCGUUUUGAUCUCUUAUGGCUAAUUCUAGAUCGAGCUGAUAUGGAUAGUGACCUUGAAAUGGCUAGGCAUGUUGUCUAUGUGCACCAGCAUAGUAAAUCUCCUGCUCUGGGGUUCGCUCCACUCGAUGCAUCUGUUCUUAGAGCAUAUAUCUCUGCUGCUAGAAAAAUUUGCCCUCACGUUCCAAAAGAGCUGGAGGAGUACAUUGCGACUGUCUACUCUAGUAUCAGACAAGAUGAGGCUAAAUCAAAUGCUCCUCAUUCCUACACCACUAUAAGAACUCUACUAAGCAUUAUAAGGCUUUCCACUGCACUGGCAAGGCUUAGAUUCUCUGAAGUCUUGGCUCAGAGCGAUGUGGAUGAGGCACUGAGGUUGAUGCAGAUGUCUAAAUUUUCUCUAUAUUCUGAGGAUCGUCAGAAAUCUGGUCUGGAUGCUAUUUCUGACAUAUAUUCAGUUCUGCGGGAUGAAGCUGCAAGGAUGAAGAAGAUGGAUGUGAGCUAUGCUCAUGCACUCAAUUGGAUAUCCAGAAAGGGAUACACUGAAGCUCAGCUGAAGGAGUGUCUGGAGGAAUAUGCAGCUCUGAAUGUGUGGCAGAUCCAUCCCAACACAUUUGACAUUCGCUUUAUUGAUGCUUGAUAAUUUAUUUCUGUUGCUGUAAAUGAUAUGCAUUAACAGGUCUCGUCAUGUUAUAUUCAAUAGGCUGUGCUCGCCUGAAAUUUUACAUUACUGGUGAAUUACUACUGAAUCUCUUUAUCAUUAAGGAUUUCAUUAGGACGGUAACAUUAGUGUUUGUGACAUGUUGAACCUCAGCUGUAUGGAGUUGAAGUGUAACCAGACUCUCAUCUUCUCUAAUUUCCACCAUGGUUAGCCAAGGUUUGUUAGUAUGCAAUUUUUUCCCUC
This is a messenger RNA of Papaver somniferum (opium poppy), 2601 nucleotides long. Its product is annotated as DNA replication licensing factor MCM7-like. Lineage: Eukaryota; Viridiplantae; Streptophyta; Magnoliopsida; Ranunculales; Papaveraceae. Gene Ontology annotation, cellular component: MCM complex; nucleus. Gene Ontology annotation, molecular function: single-stranded DNA helicase activity; single-stranded DNA binding; ATP binding. The coding region runs from base 172 to 2337 and encodes 721 amino acids. The transcript is spliced from 15 exons. Gene Ontology annotation, biological process: double-strand break repair via break-induced replication; DNA replication initiation; DNA replication. The record is from RefSeq and is a predicted model, not a curated record.